ACAGCCACGUUCCGACUUUGCUCUGCGAGCCUGAGUUUUUCUCAUCGUGGGAAAAUGUCUUAUCGCGAUUUACGGAAUUUCACGGAGAUGAUGAGGGUGCUGGGCUAUCCGAGGCUGAUCUCUCUCGCAAAUUUUCGCGCGCCGAAUUUUCCUCUGGUCGCGGAAAUUCUUGUCUGGCUCGUGAAACGUUUUGACCCAGAUGUCGAUAUACCGAGCGAUCAGGAGACCGAGGACCAACGCGUGGCGCUGAUACGCAGCGUCGCUGAGUUUAUGGCUGUAAAAACGAAUGUGAGGCUAAACACGAAGAAGCUAUAUCAAGCCGACGGUUACGCGGUGAAGGAAAUGUUGAAAAUAACCACGUUGUUGUACGACGCGCAAAAUAGCACCAGCAUCGAGCAAACUCGACCGAGUAGCAAUCAGAGUACGGUAAACUUUGAUAUAUCUGAUAAAAUCAACGAACUGAAAACCACCCGGCAGCUCGCCAGUCAGUUAACCAUCAAUGGUGCAACUCUCUUUGAUUUGCUUGGCCGGGAAGUGGAGCUUCGCGAGAUUCGCAAUACCAAGGUUGCUCGACAAUUCGACACCUCGGAAAUAGAAGUUGCCUUAAAAGACGUUAUCGAGAGCACGCGUAAAGAAAUUGACGAGACCAAGAAGCAAAUCGAUAAUGUUAAGGAUACGGAACAGAACUUGGACACGAGAAUCGAGAGACGACGGACGGAACUCGAUAGAAAUCAAAAGAGACUUCAGACGUUGAAAAAAGUUCGUCCGGCAUUCAUGGAGGAAUUUGAAAAGCUCGAGGUUGAAUUGAGAGCUCUGUAUGACGAGUAUUUGCAGAAAUUUCGUUAUCUGGCGUAUUUGGAACACGUGCACGAAGACGCGGCCAAAGCGGAGCAAGAACGAUUCGAAAGACGACAAGCCGCAACGAAAAAGCAACUGGAGCAAAUGAGAGCCGAGGAUUCGAGUUUCGAAAGUAUGAUGGAAGGAAACGAUUCUAUAUUUAGCACGAAUCUUCAAGAAUCCUUAGUUACUCCUCUCACAAACCCCGAGGCUGCGUCAGCAGAAAGAACUGUUGGUCAGUCCGCCCAGGUCAAACCAAACACCGCGAGAGCGUCAAAGAUGCAAUAUACUCAGCGGCGUAUUUACGGCAGCAUGUCCGGACGGCGAAGAGGCACAAUUCAAGAAUCGAAUGUCAGCGACGGCUCGCUGGACAGCGACAGUGAUUUGCUGAUCGACGGCGAUCUCGACGACGACGACGACGAGGAUCUUUUGAAUUCCGUUGGCGCCGCGGACAUUGCCGGCUACAAUAAAGCCGGUCAGGAAAAGCGAUCUGUCAGUAAGAUAGACAGACAUUCGGACGAUGAUUUUUAAUUAAGGUUUUAAUUAACAUGAUUUCUUUAUUGAUGUACAUAUAUAUCGUCUAGGGUUUUUUCUUGUAAGAUACAACACAACAGAAAUUUGUAAGAAAGAAAAAAUUAUGUAUUUGUAACAAACGUCAAAUCACAAACUUAAAACCACACGAUGCAAUGUAACUCUUAAUAAAUAUAUAUGAUACAUGUAAAUAUGAAACAUAUUUGUAUUAUAAACGUGAACAUAUAUUAUAAAUAUAAAAUAUCUAUAAGGAAAGAGAAUUCCGGAAAAAGUUUUUAAAGCUUUUCAAUAUUCAGCGCUCAGAAGAAAAAUUUCCGCAUUACAUUUUUCCGCAUUUCACUUGUGAAGGAAUCUUCUCUUUCCAUAGAUAUAUUUAUUUGCCAACAAUGUAUUUAAAUAGGUCGGAUGACUGUGAAGAGAAAAACUUAAUGUUUGAAAAUAACUACUUCGUAGUUCUUCUAGAUAAGCAACCGAGAAAAGAGAGAGAAAGGUGCAUACAUGUAUAUUGUCCUAUUAUUUAUAUUUAUUCGUUUCGCCAACAUAAUUGUCAAUGUCGAAUACGUUUUCGAGCAACGAUCACAUGUAUGUUCUUUACUUAUCUCUUAAACGUCGUGUACGUAUUAACGUACGUGUAUACACAUAUAUACAUAAAUGUGCGUGUAUGUGUUUUACGUGUAUGUGCGCGCGUAAGAAAUAUGAAUCUUCAUCAUAGUUUUUAAUAAAGUAGAAAGACUUUGCUGUGUGUGUGAGUGUGGUCGGUUACACAGCGGAGUUUUGAGUUAUCGAUUUUUGGCUGCAGGUAAGUAAAUCUACAGUACUUGAAACGCGUUCUCUUUUUUUUUUUUUUACUAAGUUCGCUUGCGUGUGCAACUUCACCAUCGACUUGUGUACUCACUUGUGCGUAUGAUAUUCAAUGGAAAGAGAUCUUUUAUAGCAUUUGUUAAUUGAAAUAAUCAUCGUCUUUUUUUUUCGCUCCAGAGAGCAAUAAUCGAAAAUAAAAAAUAAUAGAAUUCAGUGUGGCAAGUCAACAUAUUUCACGAACUUUUAUCCCUCUAUAAAAUGAAACAAAUAAACAAAACAAAUUGUCUUCAUCUAUACGUAUAAAAAAAAAAACAAACUAACUUCUUCAUAAACUUUUUCAUAUAAAUUUUUUUUUUGGUUGGAACAAAAUUCAUGUUUUGAUGAAUCAAACGUCCUAAACUCUCCGACAAAUUGAAUCUUGAAUUUAAUAAUAGUUCCUCGAAAAUAUUACGUGUUCUAAACUGUCUUCGUAGAUCGAAUAUGUUUCUCUCUCUAAUGUAAUCCUAAAUACAUAUUAUACAUACAUUUUGCUAUGCUAAUUAUUGAUUUCUAUGGGAUAUGCAUAAGAUACAAUGUACGGAUUUACAAGUACUUUGAACAAAACGAGAACAUUUUACUCAAAAUAUAAGAGCAAAUGUACAGAUAAUAUCUAACGUUUGUGUGCUCACACUGUAUUUUAUCGCCAGCUGCUUGUUUUUUUCUUUUUCUGUUUUUUUUCUGUUUUUUUUUUUUUUUUUUUUUUUUAGACCGUGACUUAGGCCUUCCGUAAUACAACUCCUCAUUAACAACUGUACGAAUUGUCGCAAAUGAUUACAUUUGUUGUGCGAAGAAAAGUUGCACAAUAUCAGAUACAAGAAUUUGUAUAAAAUUGUGUAAGAGAGAAGCACUACUAUGUAGCAUCAAAAAAAAGAGAGACGAAACUCGUCUCUCUUGAGACUUUUCCCAGCAGCCAUUCAGAAAUCCGUCACGUAGAAAAAUAUGAUAUUAAUUCGCGUUUUUCAGUUGGAAACGCUGCGGUCAUUUCUUUCAGUUAUUUUUUUAUUUUUUUAUUUUUUUGAAUACGACAGUCUCUAUUAAUUCCCGUUAUUAGGCGUAUCCUCCUCUGUGUUUCGCAAAAUUUAAAAACGCAGUCCGUCGUGUGAGAAUUAUAUCUCGCGAAACGUGAAUUUUGCCAAAAAAAAAAAAAAAA
Messenger RNA from Pseudomyrmex gracilis, 3358 nucleotides. RefSeq names its product clusterin-associated protein 1 (gene Cluap1). NCBI's taxonomy places the organism in Eukaryota, Metazoa, Arthropoda, Insecta, Hymenoptera, Formicidae. Gene Ontology annotation, cellular component: intraciliary transport particle B; centrosome; cilium. Bases 55 to 1368 code for a protein of 437 amino acids. Gene Ontology annotation, biological process: cilium assembly. The transcript has 6 exons. The record is from RefSeq and is a predicted model, not a curated record.